Messenger RNA from Mirounga angustirostris (Northern elephant seal), 4943 nucleotides. RefSeq names its product fucose kinase (gene FCSK). The transcript is spliced from 26 exons. Bases 740 to 4189 code for a protein of 1149 amino acids. NCBI's taxonomy places the organism in Eukaryota, Metazoa, Chordata, Mammalia, Carnivora, Phocidae. Gene Ontology annotation, biological process: GDP-L-fucose salvage. Gene Ontology annotation, molecular function: ATP binding; fucokinase activity. The record is from RefSeq and is a predicted model, not a curated record.
AAGGCUGGGGUCCCGGCGUUUGAAACAGAGGAUGUGGGGGUCUGCGGUGCCCCGGGCUCGGAUUGAAUACCUGGAUCCCCAAGGAGGUGCAAACUGUAGCCCAGGAUGCCUCUCAGACGCGGCUGUGGCCAGCUGCGGCCGAUCCCGGCUGAAGGGGAAGCCUCCGGGCCCCUAAACAGCGCCUCGAGGACCUUCCCCAACUUCCAAACCUAACUCAAACCCUUCGAGAAGCUCCAGGUCGACCGCACUUUCGCCCUCCAAGCUUCAUCUCCCCUGGCAGCGCGGAAGCCUGUAGGAUCUCGGCAGGACUGAGCUGGGCCAGUGGUCUCCAGAUUCCCAAUAGGGAAGAGUGUCGGGAGAACUCUGCCAGCGCUCCUGGGCGUCCACUGGCUGGAGGGGGCAUUUGCAGGAAAGCGCUGCCCUCACCAGAUCUGCGUACCCGUGCAAUAAAGAGCUCGGAGUUAGUUUUUUGGGGAGGACAAGCCAGGACGGACGGAGGGGUGAAACUACAUUUCCCAGGGUGCGCCGCGAAGGGGCAAGCAGUCCCGCGUUAAAAAGCCGGCGGCGCCGAAAGCCCAGCUGAGGCAGAGAGGGAGGAGGAGGGGCAGAGGGAGAAGGAGAGAGAGAAUCUUAAGCAGGGGCUCCAUCUCACGACCCUGAGAUCAUGACCUGAGACGAAAUCAAGAGUUGGACACUUAACUGACCAAGCCACCCAGGGAGCCCCUCAACUUUGGCCAGAAUGGAGCAGCCCAAGGGGGUCGACUGGACAGUCAUCAUCCUGACAUGCCAGUACAAGGAUAGUGUCCCCGUCUUCCAGAGAGAGCUGGAGGUGCGCCAGAAGCGGGAGCAGAUCCCGCCCGGGACGCUGUUACUGGCUGUGGAGGACCCUGAGACGCGUGUGGGCAGCGGGGGAGCCACCCUCAAUGCCCUGCUGGUGGCUGCCGAACACCUGAGUGCCCGGGCAGGCUUCACGGUGGUGACAUCUGAUGUCCUGCACUCGGCCCAGAUCCUCAUCCUGCACAUGGGCCGAGAUUUCCCUUUUGAUGACUGUGGCCGGGCCUUCACCUGCCUCCCCGUGGAGAACCCCCAGGCUCCGGUGGAGGCCGUGGUCUGCAACCUGGACUGCUUGCUGGACAUCAUGAGCCAUCGGCUGGGCCCAGGCUCCCCACCAGGUGUGUGGGUUUGCAGCACUGACAUGCUGCUCUCUGUUCCUCCGAACCCAGGGAUCAGCUGGGACAACUUCCGGGGAGCCAGAGUGAUUGCCCUUCCAGGGAGCACGGCCUAUGCCCGGAACCAUGGUGUUUACCUUACUGACUCCCAGGGCUUCGUUUUGGACAUUUACUACCAGGGCACGGAGGCAGAGAUACAACGGUGUGCCAGGCCGGAUGGGCGGGUACCACUGGUCUCCGGGGUCACCUUCUUCUCUGUGGAGACUGCCGAGCACCUCCUGGCCACCCAUGUGAGCCCGCCCUUGGAUGCCUGCACCUACAUGGGCUUGGACUCUGGAGCCCGGCCAGUCCAGCUGUCUCUCUUUUUCGACAUCCUGCUCUGCAUGGCCCGGAAUGUGAACAGGGAGAACUUCCUGGUGGGGCAGCCCCCGGAGAUGGGGCAAGGUGACUCGGACGUCGCGGGUUAUCUGCAGGCUGCCCGGGCUGAGCUGUGGAGGGAGCUUCGCGAUCAGCCCCUCACCAUGGCUUAUGUCCCCGACGGCAGCUACAGCUACAUGACCAGCUCGGCCAGUGAGUUCCUGUGCAGCCUCACGUUCCCUGGGGCUCCCAGGGCCCGGGUAGUGCACUCCCAGGUGGAGGAGCUGCAGCUCCUGGGCGCCGGGAGCUCUGUGGUCAGCUGCCUGCUCGAGGGCCCUGUCCAGCUGGGUGCUGGGAGUGUCUUGCAGCACUGCCACCUGCAGGGCCCCAUUCGCAUCGGCCCUGGCUGCCUCGUGAGUGGCCUGGACACGGCGCAGUGCGAGGCCCUGCGUGGCUUGGACCUGCAUGACCUCGUCCUGCAGGGACACCACGUGCAGCUACACGGUGCUCCCGGCCGUGUCUUCACCCUUGUUGGCCGUCUGGACAGCUGGGAGAGGCAGGGGACAGGAACAUACCUCAACAUGUCCUGGAGUGAAUUCUUUCAGAAGACAGGCGUUCGAGACUGGGAUCUGUGGGAUCCAGACACCACCUCUGCAGAGCGUUGCCUUCUUAGUGCCCGCCUCUUUCCCGUGCUCCACCCCUUGAGGGCCUUGGGGCCCCAGGACUUGCUGUGGAUGCUGGACCCCCAGGAGGAUGGAGGCAAGGCCCUAAGGGCCUGGCGGACCUGUUGGCGUCUGUCCUGGGAGCAGCUGCAGCCGUGCCUGGACCGGGCUGCCACACUGGCCUCCCGCCGGGACCUGUUCUUCCACCAGGCCCUGGGGAAGGUGAGGCAUGUGCUGGAGGCCCGGCAGGACCUCAGCCUGCGCCCACUGAUCCGUGCUGCUGUCCGAGAGGGCUGUCCUGGGCCCCUGCUGGCCACUCUGGACCACGUUGCAGCUGGUGCGGGAGACCCUGGUGUGGCAGCCCGGGCUCUGGCCUGUGUGGCCGAUGUCCUGUGCUGCAUGGCAGAGGGCCGAGGAGGCUUACGGAGUGGGCCAGCUGCCAACCCUGGGUGGAUGCAGCCCUUCUCGUACCUGGAGUGUGGAGACCUGGCGGGGGGUGUGCAUGCGCUUGCCCAGGAGCGGGACAAGUGGCUGAGCAGGCCAGCCUUGCUAGUGCGAGCUGCCCGCCACUACGAGGGAGCCGGGCAGAUUCUCAUCCGCCAGGCUGUGAUGUCAGCCCGGCAGUUUGUGUCCACGGAGCCAGCAGAGCAGCCAGCUCCUGGACAGUGGGUGGUGGCUGAGUGCCCGGCUCGGGUGGAUUUCUCAGGUGGCUGGAGCGACACGCCACCCCUUGCCUAUGAGCUCGGUGGGGCAGUGCUGGGUCUGGCCGUGCGAGUGGAUGGCCGCCGACCCAUCGGGGCCAGGGCACGCCGCAUCCCAGAGCCCGAGCUGUGGCUGGCAGUGGGGCCUCGGCAGGACAAGAUGGCCCUGAAGAUAGUGUGCUGGAGCCUGGAUGACCUGCGGGAUUACUGCCAGCCCCAUGCCCCAGGGGCUCUGCUGAAGGCAGCCUUCAUCUGUGCGGGGAUCGUGCAUGUCGGCUCCAAGCUUUCGCUGCGAGAGCAGCUGCUGCACGCCUUCGGGGGAGGCUUCGAGCUGCACACCUGGUCGGAGCUGCCCCACGGUUCUGGUCUUGGCACGAGCAGUAUCCUGGCAGGCGCAGCCCUGGCUGCCGUGCAGAGGGCCGCGGGCCGGGCGGUGGGCACCGAGGCCCUGAUCCAUGCGGUGCUGCACCUGGAACAGGUGCUCACCACAGGAGGUGGCUGGCAGGACCAAGUGGGUGGCCUUAUGCCUGGCAUCAAGGUGGGGCGCUCCCGGGCUCAGCUGCCACUGAAGGUGGAGGUGGAGGAGAUCACUGUGCCUGAGGGCUUUGUCCAGAAGCUCAGCGACCACCUGCUCCUCGUGUACACUGGCAAGACCCGGCUGGCACGGAAUCUGCUGCAGGUGAGCCCUGGUCCCGGGACGAGGGAGGGAGGUGGAUGGCUCAGCCGGGCCCAGAUCCUUGCUGCCUCCCUCCCGCCCCAUCUGCAGGACGUGCUGAGGAGCUGGUAUGCCCGGCUGCCUGCCGUCGUGCGGAACGCCCACAGCCUGGUGCAGCACACCGAGGAAUGUGCUGAAGCCUUCCGCCAAGGAAGCCUGCCUCUGCUGGGCCAGUGCCUGACCUCCUACUGGGAGCAAAAGAAGCUCAUGGCUCCAGGCUGUGAGCCCCUGGCUGUGCGGCGUAUGAUGGAUGUCCUGGCCCCCCACGUGCAUGGCCAGAGCCUGGCAGGGGCAGGUGGAGGGGGUUUUCUCUAUCUGUUGACCAAGGAGCCGCGGCAAAAAGAGGCUCUGGAGGCUGUCCUGGCCAAGACUGAGGUACCUGAUGGUGUUGGGGGUGUGGUAAUUGGUGGGGGACAGGAGCCCUCACUGUGGCCCACCACUAACCAGGGGCUACAGCUGCAAGUCCCCCUGACCACCUUGCAGCAUGAGGUUUGUGGCCUGAGACUUGCCCAGAGCCUCCUGUCCUCUAAACACUUCCUGUUCUUUGCUCCUAGGGCCUCGGGAACUACAGUGUCCACUUGGUAGAAGUGGACACUCAGGGCCUGAGCCUGCAGCUGCUAGGGGAUGAGACCUCAACCUGAUGCUCCUUCCCAGAAGCUUGUCCCUCUGUAAGAGGAGAAAACUUGGAGCUACAGCAGCCCCACCUUUCCUUCCCCCAUGAAAGUGUCAGCCUUCUACUCUCUACCCACCCCUUUAUGAACCUGCUCCCAAAGGAAGCCAGCCAAUGUGAGCUUGGGCCCAGCCCUUUCUGAAGCUUGGUGAAACAGAUGGUGCCUGGGAAUAGGACUGUGACCUCCUGGUUGACUGUGGUCUAGGCCUAGCCUCUGCUCUAUCUGGACACAGGCGAGUCCUAAGCUGAGUGUCCCAUUUGGCCUUUACAGAUCUCUGGCCCGCCUUGGGCCUUGGCCUCCUUACUCUCCAUGAGGGCCUGGAAAAAGGAUGACCAGCUUUAGCAGAUGGCUGGGGUCCUUGGUAAGGCCAACCCUGAAGAGGCUCUUCGAGGCAUUUCCUGUGGCCUUCCUUAGAGGUCAGGCUUUUGCCUGAGAAGAGAGUUCCUGUUCAACACUCAUUCCUAGGCUGACUUGAUGGGGGAGGGGGAACAGGGGUGUGGGUCCCUACUCUUGUUUGUGGCCAUGAGCCAAUGUGGUCUUACAGCAAGUCACUGCUAAUAGAGGCCUUAACCGUUAACACUACAGACUAUGCCACAUGACCCAAUGCCAAUGGGCACUCGAUUCUCAGGAUUGCAUCCUUCUUGGAAUAAAUGUGCUCUGCCCUUCCA